This is a messenger RNA of Durio zibethinus, 2023 nucleotides long. RefSeq names its product L-type lectin-domain containing receptor kinase S.4-like. Gene Ontology annotation, molecular function: carbohydrate binding. The record is from RefSeq and is a predicted model, not a curated record. Lineage: Eukaryota; Viridiplantae; Streptophyta; Magnoliopsida; Malvales; Malvaceae.
UGGAAUCAUUGCCGACUGCCAAGCGUUGAAACUCUAUUGAUUUGCGGCCCGUGAACGCUCACCCUCACACCAUCCCUUCCCAAAAACCAGCAAAAACCUGCAAAAAGAAAUCAAACAAUGGCUGCAUUUUCCAUUCACAGCUACACUUUCUCUUUUAAUCUCCAAAUCUUCAUCCUUUUGUUCCUUACAGCAAAACCAAUUUCCUCUUUUGCCCAUCAAGCCCUUGAUAACAACCCCAGGUUUGCUCCCCACAUUUCCCUCUUUGGUGAUGCCAAGGUUGAAGAGGGAGGCUCCCAUGUUCAACUCACGAGCCAUCACGCGCCAAGUUCUGGACUUUUAUUGCUUGAUAAGCCCUUCAAGUUCGUGGAGGAAAGGAAUGCGGGUAGACCAAUGUCGUUUUCAACCGAGUUUUCCUUUUCUAUGUCUCCUGGUAAAGGUGAUGGUUUAGCUUUUGUUCUUAUUCGUAAUGGUUUUCAGACGAGGUUUCAGGGUCAAGGGUCUUUUGGUCUUUCUGGUGAAAAUAUGUUUCUGGGUAUUGAAUUUGAUACUAAGAAAGAUGAUAAAGUUGGUAAUUUGAAUGCAAAUCAUGUAGGAAUCGAUGUUGGGAGUCUUGAAUCUGUUAAAAUUAGCAAUUUGUCAUCUCUGAAUUUGGUGUUAAACAAUGGGGAGGUGUUGAAAUCUUGGAUUGAUUAUGAUUCAAGCUCCAAACUUUUACAAGUUAGAUUGAGUAAAUUAGAUGACAAGAGGCCUUUCAAUCCAAUUCUAGCAUACCAUAUUGAUUUGAUAAAAAUGUGGGGCAAUGGGGAUGUUUUUGUUGGUAUAAUAUCAACGACAAAUGGGGAAUCUUCACAGAGUAGUAGCAAUGUUUAUUCAUGGAGAUUUAGGGUAAGAGAUGUUUCAAGUUGGAUGCAUUCAUUGCCUGCUGAUCCACUGGGUCAUGUGGAUAAGGAUAGUGAGGAAUUUAGAGCAGAAACCAGGAAGUUUUGUGCUUUGACAAUUUUAGCUGGGCUAAUUUUUGCUACAGGAUGUGGAGCCUUGUUUGCGUUUGUGAUGCUGUUUAUGUGGGCAAUUUUGGCUAGUAGGCACACGGUGUUCCCGGUAGAGUCUCGAGCAGUUCCUGGAGAUUUCAGGUAUGAGAAGGUCAAUGUGAUUGUAGAGAAGGAUAAUCCAAGGUGAUAAGGAUUAGAAGAUGGAGCUUACAAGGUUAUGAUGUGAAUUUUGUGUUGUUGUUGCUGUUGUUGUUACUAAAUUACGUAGUUAUGUGACAGACUUUGUAUUUUUGUUGUUGUGGAUUGUUGUAUGUAGCUGUAAUGCAAUGUAGUCAUGUUUUCUGCUGGAGAACAUAACAUUCUGAACAUUCUGAAUUCUGAUGUAAGAAAACCAUUUCAAGACAUGCUUGAAUUGAAGGCAUGGUGUUUAUAUUUUUCGAAAUGCAAGAUCUGUUGCUUACAGGAGAAAUGCUUCUUGUAAAAGUUCAUAAUCUUAUUGACAAGGUUGCCAGUAGUCAUAACGUAAGCAUCUAGUUCAUCUGAAUGGAUUGUGUUCUAGCUUUGCUGAACCUUUUAAAUCAUCUUAAUCCAUUCAAAAAACAUCUAACUUCAUUGGUAUCAGAGGUCCAUUACAGGUUUCGUAUCCGAUUGAAAGACUCUUGCAUUAUAUGCUUAAUGCUCUUAUUUCUUGCUUGUAGUUGAUUCUCCUGCACCCCAUAGCAAUCCUUUGCGUGCCUUAUUGGGUUUCAAACGAAUCUAUUCGUUCCCCUUUCUAGUUUUUCUUUCUUUUCAGCUGCCUCCUCCUGUAAUAGCAGACCAUUUAUGCAACUAGUGCGCAUCGAAUUCGAGCAGGGGAAGCUUUUGAAAUAUAAAAAGGUUGAAAAUUUCCUUCCAAGAAUAAUCAUUCAUGGAGCUUGAGCAAAAGCCAUAACUAAGGCACUCACAGAAAAUAGCAGAUCAGCAAGAAAAUUUGAUUUAUUCCUGCCAAAACCUGUCGUUUAUCCAUCCCGCCAAUGCAUCACCGACAAUAGCAC